This is a messenger RNA of Gasterosteus aculeatus aculeatus (three-spined stickleback), 2089 nucleotides long. It is a transcript of the gene slc35a3b, whose product is annotated as solute carrier family 35 member A3b. Gene Ontology annotation, biological process: pyrimidine nucleotide-sugar transmembrane transport. Gene Ontology annotation, molecular function: pyrimidine nucleotide-sugar transmembrane transporter activity. Gene Ontology annotation, cellular component: Golgi membrane. The record is from RefSeq and is a predicted model, not a curated record. NCBI's taxonomy places the organism in Eukaryota, Metazoa, Chordata, Actinopteri, Perciformes, Gasterosteidae.
GGGUUUGUAACCAAUCAAGUGUGGAGACCAUGAUGACUGGCUCCGCCCCCUUACUGUCAAUGAGCGAGUUUUAUGACCAGUUGGAUUCGGGUACACAGUAACUGAGCGAACAGUUCACACUCAUAACACCUCCCACAUCUGCCUUCCACUAGCGGGCCGACACUAUGACACAAUGAGGUACAUCGCUGCAGAAGUCGAGGACGUUGAGCCUCGUGUUCUUGGACGGGCUCGUGUUUGGAUGCCAUCAUCGAAGAAAAGUGGAAGUGGCUGUUCAGAGAAAUUAUGCUUCCGUCAGUAAAGCAAAAGAGUGAAGAAUGUGCGUCUUCAAGCCCCCAAGGCUCUGCUGUCACAGGACUGACCCCCCAGUGGUCCGCUGAGCUCUCUGCGAUGCCGUUGUCCUCGCCACACCAUGUAUGGCUGAAGUAUCUGUCUCUGGGGGUGCUGGUGUUGCAGACCACCUCCCUCGUGCUCACCAUGCGCUACUCCCGCACCCUGAAGGGCGACGGCCCCCGCUACCUGCCGUCGUCCGCCGUGGUGUCGGCCGAGCUGCUGAAGAUCCUCGCCUGCACCCUCCUCGUCUUCAAGGAGAACAACUUCAGCGUGCGGCUGCUGAAGGAGGAGAUUGUUAACAAGCCUGCGGAGACCCUGAAGUUGGCCAUUCCUGCAGGGAUCUAUACUCUGCAGAACAAUCUGCUCUAUGUUGCCUUGUCCCACCUGGACGCCGCCACCUAUCAGGUCACGUACCAGCUGAAGAUCUUCACAACCGCCCUGUUUUCUGUCUCUAUGCUGGGGAAGAGGUUGGGCUUGUACCAGUGGCUCUCUCUGCUCUUCCUGAUGGCAGGAGUCACCCUAGUGCAGUGGCCGACAGAGACUGAAGGGGACACUGAGCAGAAGGUCCUAUCCGCAGGCUCCCAGUUUGUGGGACUGAUGGCUGUGCUGAUGGCCUGUGUGUCCAGCGGCUUCGCCGGAGUUUACUUUGAGAAAAUCCUCAAGGAGACCAAACAGAGUGUGUGGGUGCGUAACAUACAGCUGGGUUUAUUUGGCCUUGUGUUUGGCUUAGUAGGAAUGUUGGUGUAUGACGGCCAGAAGGUGAGCGAGUUGGGCAUGUUUCAGGGCUACAACUCCAUCACCUGCACAGUCGUUGCCUUGCAGGCUCUGGGCGGGUUGGUCAUAGCAGUGGUUAUUAAAUAUGCAGACAACAUCCUCAAAGGAUUUGCCACCUCCCUGUCCAUCAUCGUGUCCACACUCAUUUCAUAUUUCCUGUUGGAGGACUUCAAUCCUACACGUGCAUUUUUCCUCGGGGCAGUGCUGGUUAUUGCCGCCACAUUUCUCUACAGCCACGAGCGCAAACCUGCUAAUGGCAGCACCAUCAAAGUAUAAACAGAGACCUCUGUUAAGUCUCACCCGGACAGGAGGGACGACACAAACACGACAGAAAACCGAGCAGGACUCAGUGACUGUGCCACGCAGAAAUGAACAAUAUGGCAAAAGUGUCAAGAGUCACAACAAUCGCAGGGGAAGAGCGCUAAUCGCUCCUGGGAAAAUGCUGCUAUGAAGGGAAUAUGGGGGGGCAAAAAUAUAUACUUGGGGUUUUUUUGGGUUUUUUUUAAAGGAUGUUCUUUUUAAAUAGACUUUGUUGCAGUAAAACUGGUUUCUUUAAGGACAAUUUGGGAGAUUAUGAUGAAACCAUGGGCUUGUGGAUAAUUGGAAGCCAUUCAUUUACAGUAAUAUAUCAUGGAUGUGUAAUUGUGUGUGUGAUGGGAACUGAGGAACGAAGGGUAUUUGCUUAAGAAAAGGGGCAGCCCGUUGAUGGUGCUCGCAGUGCUCCAAAGAGAGGUAACUCCUCCACACAGCUUCCAUCUCGUGGUGAAAUGAGGAGGGGUUACCUUUGGUCAGAGAUGCUGAAUGUCUUUUUUUUAAUACGCGAUGGGAUGAUAUGGGAUGUGACUGAUUUGACCUCACUGCUUACUGUCUCUUGAGCAUUUAUAUCAGAAGCAAUCAUUCAACCCAGCUGUUUAUUUAAAUGCAAAAAAGGUGUUUUACGUGGGAACAAAUGAAUAAACUAAGGCACAUUUUAAUGCUGAAGCGA